AUGAAGUCGACUCGCACUACCGCAAAGGUGCGCCCUGCGUGUCUUCCGUAUAGCACCACGAUGCGCAGCAGCCGCCAGACAAGCUCGCUGCUGUCACGAGUCGCCCACAGCGUUGGUGCAGUAGUGGCAAAGGCGAAUCUUCUGCGACAGUCGCCGUCACGCGAGGCGCACCGUCCAUCAGGACCUGCUGAGGGUCUACGGCCAUCAUCCUCAUCAGCCAAACCGCCGGUGCUUGCGUCGGGCGACAUCCUGCGCGACCUCGCCUUCUUCACGCAGGCGUCGGAGGUGGGCUUCUUUUCUACCCACCCCUCCCUUUGUGCGCAGGUGUUUGGUGUUGUCCCGGGGGACGUCUUCGAGGUUGGCGGCGGCUGUGCCGUCACAUCUAGCAGCGUUGUUGACGUAGAUGCCGGCAGCCGCAUGGCGAGGGAGGCGAUCGUUGUGGUGGGCGCGCGCAGCGGCAAGCUGUGGGUGUGGGCAUACGGCGAUGAGGCGGCUCGAGUACUGCGUGUCCCUUCGAGCACCACUUCUGCCAUGUUAUCGAGUGCGGUAGAAGUACGAGCCGCCAUUGUGGAGCACUACCAGCUGCGCCAACUCGUCCACCCGUCGCGUCGACAAUGCAGCGCUGGCGGUGGGAAGGCAAUGGAACAGGAUGCCCAAGUAGAGUUCGCUCGGACCGUGUGUGAGGCCUUUCAGAGUCUCUGCGCCCGCGCGCACGAGGAGGUGCAGCGGCUGUACACGCCAGAUCAGCUGGCAUUCCUGCAGCGUGCUCCCGACUUGUACGCGGCCGCUACGAAGCGUGUUGAUAGAGUGGCUAGCUCCUUGGAUGACGCAUCACCCACGGCAGGAGUAAACUCAGAGCCGCAGCGUCAGCAGCCGAAUCACCCUCCAGAUGGGUCAUCUUCGUUUCUCCCGCGUUCCAUCUACUCAGACAUCGCCCGCCACGCACAGCACGCCGCCGCGGUGGUUUUGCUUGCACCGCGCGUAUCGCUGGUGACCGGGGCUGUCGGUUGGGUGGGCGAAGGGGACGUGGUGCUGGCCGACUCGCUCGUCAGCCAAGGGGGUUGUGCUGAGGCGUCUCUGUCCGCCUCGGUGGUGAUCUGA
Molecule: messenger RNA, 1101 nt
Organism: Leishmania major strain Friedlin
Lineage: Eukaryota; Euglenozoa; Kinetoplastea; Trypanosomatida; Trypanosomatidae
Exons: 1
Coding region: 1-1101 (366 amino acids)
Source: RefSeq, a predicted model, not a curated record